Molecule: messenger RNA, 2961 nt
Organism: Osmerus eperlanus (European smelt)
Lineage: Eukaryota; Metazoa; Chordata; Actinopteri; Osmeriformes; Osmeridae
Gene: lyl1
Product: LYL1 basic helix-loop-helix family member
Exons: 4
Coding region: 1555-2574 (339 amino acids)
Biological process (GO): regulation of transcription by RNA polymerase II
Molecular function (GO): RNA polymerase II cis-regulatory region sequence-specific DNA binding; protein dimerization activity; DNA-binding transcription factor activity, RNA polymerase II-specific
Source: RefSeq, a predicted model, not a curated record
UCUCUCUCUCUCUCUCUCAUUUUCUCUCUCUCCGUCACUCUCUUCCACCUCUCACUCGCCAAUACCACAGCUCUUCGGUUGGCAACCAACUAGAGCAUUGUGUCUUCCUGGCGCGGGGUGAGAGAAAAGAAGGAAGAGACAGAAGAAGAGAGAAGAAACGAGGGGAACGAGCAUGCCAUUCCCAGCGUCUCCUGAAGCUUUGAAGUCUUUUUGGUUCCACAUCACGGGAUAAAAAGAAGCGUCCAAUACGACUUGUCAUUUCUUUCCAAAGAUUUUCUCUGCCCACAUCUUGGCGGAACGAGGGGUACUUUGGUUCCAGUCCAUUUUCAAGAAGGUCUUUAAAGACAUCCUACCGAAACAUCCGACUCGUUCUUAUCUGACAGCGUUGUGGGACGUCACAGGGAGAACGUGUAUGGUUGACAAACACUGGCUGGGACUCUCGUGGUGUUUGUAUGGGACCUGUUAGGUCACCAAGCACGAGGUUGAGACCCAGACGACUCGCAGGCUCUCAGACGACGACACAACCUGACAUGUGCACCGAUUUCAGGCUGUCGUGGGGAACCCUGACACUCGCAGUGGCCACGCUGGUUACCAUCCUGCACUGAUUUUUGCAACUAUUCCAAUUUCCAUACACCUUGGACAAGGAAAGAGAAAAUAAAAGGUGCUUUUUUACUAGUCAUCAAAGAAACACGUACAUUCGAACGGACAGAUAGCCGGCCAGACCCAUAUAGGGUCAGGAGGGACACAUUCAAAGACAGAUGCAUGCUGGGAAAAAGACUGCCAUUCAACCAAUCCAAGGAAAGGAGAGCCAGAAGCCACUAAACACUCUACUGAAUUCUGGGGACCGCAUCAUUGAUGUGAACAUCGACCAUCCACCCAUUGUCAGAAAGUGAGUGAGGCGAUGAAUGCAAGCUCACACUCACCCACUCGAAAACACUCAAACCACCUCCAAAACACGCUCAAACACAUAAACCCACACAGUACAAGGCACACCUCAUAAUAAGGGGGUAAUGAAACUGAACCAAAUAGGACCUGGGAUUAACCAAAGCCUCGGCCGAGACACAGACACCCUGCACUGGGCAAGAGGAGCAGCAGACAAGCUCGUGUCUGGAGGUCCCCAGACCAAUAAAAGGAUUUUUACUGGAGAGAGAGGAGUGGCGCAGUAAGGACUCCGAGGUUUUGGAGAGGUCUAAAGGGCUGGUAGCAGCUGGUAAACACACACACACACCACACACACACACAUGCAAAAACACUUGACGAAAGAAACGCACGCACACACGCUGGGGGAGAACGACCCCACGGCAGAGAGGGAGGGGGGAGCCGGGUGCCCAGAGGGGGCGAUGAUGGAGAAGGUGAACCCCGCCGGCCUGGUCUCACCCCCGGACCCUCCGCCCUCCUCCUCCUGCUCCUCCUCGUUCACCUCGGAGCAUCCGAGCCCCGGGGAUCACCCCGCCUCGCCGGCGGACGCCAAGAGCCCAUUGGUUAACGAAGCGGGGCGCCGGGGAGACACGGACGCCAGCAGCCCCCCGCCACUUUCCACCGCCUCGAAGCCCGAUGGCGCACCUGAGCCGGUCGCCGUGGAAACGGAGGGCGAAAUGCGCGGGGGGGGAGUCGCGGACGGCGGCGCCUCCUCCCCGCCCCCCCCUCCUCCCUGCACCCAGGUCCACCGUGUCCCAGACGAUAUCCGCCCCCUCCUCCUCCUCUUCCUCCUCCUCCGUCGCCCUCCUCCCGCCUCACAUCCCUGUCAUCAGCCUGGGCCACAGCAAGCCCCCCCUGCCCCUCCACAACACCCCCCUGACCGCCCUCCACCCCAUCCCCACCAUGCCCCCCCACGGGGACAUCCGCCUCACCCAGCUUACCUCCAUCACGGGGGGGCCUCCGGGACCCCCUCACCCCCCUUCCUCCGGACACCUGCUACCCCACCAGUACCUGCCCGCUCAUCCUUUCUUCAGCAGUUCAUACCUGGGUGCAGCCGGUAACUAUGGUAUCUUCACCAACAGUCGCAUAAAAAGAAGACCCUCUUCACACUUUGAGAUGGAGAUCAAUGACGGCCCCCCUCAGAAGCUGGCUCGGCGUGUGUUCACCAACAGCCGGGAGCGCUGGCGGCAGCAGAACGUCAACGGGGCGUUCUCAGAGCUCCGCAAGCUCAUCCCCACCCACCCCCCCGACAAGAAGCUCAGCAAGAACGAGAUCCUACGAUUGGCCAUGAAGUACAUUAACUUCCUGGUCACCCUCCUCAACGACCAGCAGGCCAGCGACAAGACCAGGGGCUCGCCUGAUGACGAGGCCCAGGACGGGAGCUCCGAUGACGGGUCCAACGACAAGGAGCUGCACCCCCUCUUCCAGCGUGACAUCCGGCCUCCGUCCCAGCCGGCACUGGCCACAGCGCUUAGGGACAGAGACUCGACAGAUUCUGUCCUCGCCCUGGCAACCUCACCGGCGACCUCCAGUUGCUAUGGUGACACGGACAGCGAGGAGAGCUUUGGGGCCAAGAACUCGGUGGUGACCAGAGGCAUUCUGGGAAACGUCAAGAGUCAGAUGAGGACGAUUGCAGCUGCUAACGACCAGCGGUGACGGCACAAGUUCGGACAAAAUGAAGUAGUACAUUCAUUCGCCAAACUGACAGAACGGAUACUGAACUGACAACUACCAAACUUUUCGUCCAGUUUGAUGCUUUCUUGCGAACGUGGUUUCUUCUCCUGCAGAUCGAAGCUUCAAGGUCAGCUUCGAGUUUGAAGGAUGAACUUGAUGGGUUUUGUUCGUGUGAGUUUUUGUAGUUUCGCAUCAACGUCUCUUGGUCACUGUUUUGGUAAGGUUUUGGCUUUGUGAGCCCCUGAGAGUUAGAUGGGGCUUUGUGGGAAAUGUAUGCCUGUUCACCCAGGGACGUGUUCUGCAUGGUGCACUGUCCCACAAUGUUGCUUUGUUCAACUGCCUGACGUGUGUACAAUACAUAUCUAACAG